AACUAAACGGACGCGAUUGGAGUUCGACGGGGAUUGGUCUCGCAUUCACACGACGCUCGAACCUCCAGUCACUCGGGCCACCUUUUUUCUUGGAUAAUGCAUUCUCGCAGACGCCAUCCCUAGUCCCGAGGCCUUCGCGAUGAACGGCGCUGCGUCGAGAAGAGGCGGCUCGGCAGGAGGGUCAGUAGGACAACGGAACAAUGGCUUUGCUCCCGCGGAGAGCUUUCCUCCUCCGGGGCCUCAGCCCAUCAUGACGCCGACCGGAAAGGCGCUGGUGGAGGGGUACAGGAAAGACAUCUUGAGCAGCUUCGAGAAGGACAAGCAGCUGUACAAUCCAUCGAACGAGAACCGGCCGCAGAGUUCCGCGCUUGUCGACCUGAAAGACCCGAUCCAGGUGCAUCUGCUGACCGAGACCGCCCUAACCGAUAGCAAGACGUUCGAGAUCCUGUCGCCGGAAGAGGUGGACGACCUCAAGAAGCAGGUCCAGUUCCUGUCGAUGCGCGUCGAGCAGGCGCGAGCGAACCUGGCGAUACAGGUCAAGUACCGCGAUGCCGCGAUAUCCAUGGCCAGGCUGUACUCGUCCUCUAAAGCGGAUGGCAAGAGGAAGAGCCUGCUGGGCAAUCGCAUGAGCGACUCGGCCAAAGAGGCCGAGAUGGAGAAGCAGGCGUGCGAGCGCCGCUGCGAAGAGUUGGCUAUGGAGCUGUUCUCCCUCGAGAAGCGCCUCAUGGAGCCACAACGCCGUCUGCUGCAGCACACUGCGGGCAUCCUGCAGAUGACGCACCGGGCCUCUUCCAAGAAGUCGGGCCAGAUGCCGGUUGCGCCCAUGAUGAACGGCAUUCCCGGCAGCCCCGAGAGCCUCUACACCUACACGAACACCCGCAAUAGCAUGGACAUACCUAGCGACGAUCUCGAUUUCGACAAGAAUCUGUACCUCCCGCUCGACCAGGUGGACGGCCCGACCACCCGUCCGCGCAAGAACACCAUCGAGAUACCUCUAAAGUCGCCGAUCCGGGAGCAGAACGCUCAGCUGAGGGAGCUGCGCGAAGAGCUGGAGAAGGCGAGGGAGGAGAACGAGCAGCUGAAGACGGCCGAGCAGCAGCUCCGGGACGAGGUUGCGCGGUUGCAGUCGAGGCAUCAAGAGCUGAUGGACGAGCACGCGAAGGCUGCCGAGGAGAACAUGCGCAUCAAGGCCGAGACGGACCGGUUCAGAGAUGCCGACUCGCGGCUCAGGGCGAUUGAGCAGCACAUGAACACCGAGACUGAGGCUCUCCGAGCUCAGAGCGAAGGGCAGCUGAGGACAAUCUCGGACACCGAGGCGAAGCUCGAGGCCCUGAACCGCAAGCUCCGGGAUGUGGUCGUGGCAUUUAACCCAGCGAAAAACGGGGGGUUCGAGGCCCCAGACGCUGCCGCCGGCUCUGGCGAGACGUUGCCCAGCCAGCUGGAGUAUCUGGAAACGGGUCUCGCCGCGGCCGCGGAGGGGCAGAAGCUGUAUGCAGCUGAAGCGUCAGCGCUCGAUCAAGCCACAGCUCGCGUCAAGGCGGUGGCCGGCCAAGUCCAGGCCUUGCUGCAGCAGUCCGAUCCUGGCCAGCCGCCAGCCCCGGAAGGCGAUCUAGACGAGCAGCUGAACUACCUGGAAGGUGCUCUCGAGACCGUGAGCCUGGAGCUUGCGCGUGCGCUCGAGGCGGCGUCGUCCGCCUCGACCAAAAAGCAAAGCGAUGAUCAAGUCGAUGCGGUUCUCAUGGGCUUGUGGGAGAUCAUCCAGACCGGCCACGCCGAGAUCGAGCAGCAGAGGGCAGCGCGCAGACAGGCCCGCGCCUUGGGUCAAGGGGGCGACGAGGAGGACGAUUUGUCCAGCAACGAGUUCGAGGGCUACACCACUGAGCCGUACUCGCUGCAAGCCUUCUCGGCCAAGGUCCAGUGGCUGUAUGCGCAGGCUACGAACCUUCGCGAACAGAAGGCCAUCCUGCAGCGGCAAAUCAAACAGCAGCGCGAGCUCAACAACCGAAGCGAGUCCGAAAAAGACCGCGAACUCCAGGCCAAGACCGAGGAGCUCCUACAAACCCAGGCCCUCCUCGACGAUGCGGAGCGCGCCGCCAACGAAGCCCAGGCCCAGCUGCAGCAGGUCCUCUCCGACAUGGACACCCUCCAGAAGACCACGGCCGCCAACGAAGCCGCGUCGGCGUCGACGACCAAGGCCGCCCAAGAGCAGCUCAAGGAACGCGCCGCCCGCAUCACCACGCUCGAAUCCGACGUCCGCGAGGCCGAGUCCCGCCUCGCCGCCGCGGAAGCCGCGCUCGCCACCACACAAUCCGAGCUCGAACAAUCCGCCGCCGCCCGCGCAGCCGCCGAGGCCGAGCAGGCCGCCCUGCAAUCCCAGCUCUCGGCCGCAACCGCCGCCGCCGAGUCCGCCUCGGCCCAGGUGACCCAGCUCCAGCAGGACCUGCGGUCCAAGGACGAGGAGCUGGACCGGAUGAACACGAUGGUGGUGGAGCUCAAGACGGAGGUGGCGAUCGCCAAGGCGGAGCUGGACGGGGCGUACGGCACGCGGCGGCAGCGCGCCGCCGAGGCGGCCGCGCUGACCAACUCGAGCCAGUCGGAGGAGCUCAACGCGCAGAUCGCGCGCCUGCGCGCCGAGCUCGAGAACGCCCUCCGCGAUCUCGAGGAGAUCACCGCCGAGUCCAUCGCCGCCGAGCGCGAGCGCUUCGAGAUGGAGGGCCGCCUCGACGAGGCCGUCGGCCUCAAGGCCGAGCUCGAGGCCGAGGUCCAGACCCUCAGGGACCGCCUGGCCAGGGUGCAGGAGGAGCUCGAUGCCGAGAGGCUCAAGGCGCCCGUGCCGGUUUCGCCUGCUCCCGGUGGUGCUAAUGGGGCCGGCGCGGGCAGGGUUGGAGCGGGUGCCAGCAUGUUGAGCGAGCAGUUCCGCGGCGUCAUGAAGGAGGAGCGGCGGAAGUUCCAGGAGGAGUUGAAGGAGGAGCAAGCGAAGCGCCGGAAGGUGGAGGAGGAGCUGCGUGCUCUGAAGAGGAGCCAGGCCGCCGGCGCGUCGACUGCGCGGGCCGCGCUCAGCCCGAGGUGAUUCCCUGGGUUGGUGAAUCAAUUGACGGUGAGGUGGGAUAGAAGACAGACAGGUUGCAUGACUUACGAGGUGCUCCCAUUCUUCACAGCACACAGUCCGCUUCUUGUUUGGAGAGCAUUUUGAACUUGCCGGCAUGGGGGUUGCGGGUAUGGUAUAUACCAUUUUUCUAUUCUUCGUCUGCAACGAGUUAUCUACCAUUCAAUGGGGUUGACGGCUUGGGAGAUGCUGCAUUGUAUUAUACAAGGUUGG
Messenger RNA from Thermothielavioides terrestris NRRL 8126, 3319 nucleotides. RefSeq lists its product as uncharacterized. NCBI's taxonomy places the organism in Eukaryota, Fungi, Ascomycota, Sordariomycetes, Sordariales, Chaetomiaceae. The record is from RefSeq and is a predicted model, not a curated record. Bases 251 to 3070 code for a protein of 939 amino acids. The transcript has 3 exons.